Messenger RNA from Nothobranchius furzeri (turquoise killifish), 2800 nucleotides. It is a transcript of the gene b4galt1l, whose product is annotated as DP-Gal:betaGlcNAc beta 1,4- galactosyltransferase, polypeptide 1, like. The record is from RefSeq and is a predicted model, not a curated record. Gene Ontology annotation, molecular function: beta-N-acetylglucosaminylglycopeptide beta-1,4-galactosyltransferase activity; cytoskeletal protein binding. Gene Ontology annotation, cellular component: Golgi apparatus. Lineage: Eukaryota; Metazoa; Chordata; Actinopteri; Cyprinodontiformes; Nothobranchiidae. Gene Ontology annotation, biological process: protein N-linked glycosylation; carbohydrate metabolic process.
AUUAUUGCGUCAUUUGGACAGUUGGGGUCUCCGCAGACAGUAAAGUUUUUUCUCCGCGACUUGAAGGAAGUUCUUUUAGGCCAACCGCGAGUCUAACGGGUUUUCUGACACGUUGUGAGAACUUUGUAGGUGUUGCUUCGGAUCCGUUUGAGAGGAACCAUUUUGCCGAAGAGUGGGGGGGUUCCGUUACUGAGUCGUUAACUUCCCGUUACUGUAAACCUGGGCGGACAGGGAGCUAAUGGUUAGCUUCUAAAGGGUUGUGUUCCUGCUCAUUAUUUCACCGAGUUUUUUAUUUAUUUAUCUCGGAACAUUGCCUGUGUCGUUCAACGGAAACUGUGAGACGAAAACUUGUAAAGUUUCCGCCGACACCACCAGGCAUGGACCGUGGAUGCAGCUAGUCAGCGGGGAACCGGAGGAAACAGCCGUUCGACUCGUUCAGUCUGGAAUUGUUCCGUCAGGAUGCCCGCUGACUUCAGCCUCUUACACCGAAUUUGCAAGCUGGUGGUCCUGCUCUGUUUCUUCCACAUAGCUGUCACCGUCUUCUUCUACGUCCGCUCAUUCGACAUCCCUCUCGCUUUCCCCCACAAGCGCCAGUCUCACAACAACACGACCCAGUCCGGACUGGACACACACACAGUCAGCACCUCCAGAACCGAAUGGAACACGCAGAAUGAAGAAGGUACUGCGGCACCGCAGAGUGAACCAGGCCAGAAGUCUGUAACAGAACCGAGGAAGAGCCUGGAAAAAUGUCCGGAAACUUCUCCUUUACUGGUGGGUCCUCUGCGGGUGGAGUUUAACAAUCCAGUGAGCCUGGAGCAGAUAAAAGAUGAAAAUCCCAAUGUGCAGCUGGGUGGACGCUUCAAACCCAAAGACUGUGAAGCACUGCAGAAGGUUGCCAUCAUCAUCCCGUUUCGUAAGCGGGAUGAGCACUUGAAGUUCUGGCUGUACUACCUACAUCCCAUCCUGCAGAGGCAGCAGCUGGAGUAUGGGGUCUAUGUCAUCAACCAGGAUGGAGAUGAGACUUUCAACCGGGCCAAGCUGCUGAACGUAGGUUACCAGGAGUCUCUGAAGGACAAAGAUUACAACUGCUUCGUGUUCAGCGAUGUGGACCUUAUCCCCAUGGAUGACCGGAAUACCUACAAAUGUUUCAGCCAGCCAAGACACCUGUCCGUAUCCAUGGACAAGUUUGGCUUCAGGUUACCCUACAAUCAGUACUUUGGAGGGGUUUCGUCCAUGAGCAAAGGGCAAUACUUGAAGAUAAAUGGUUUUCCCAACAACUACUGGGGCUGGGGAGGGGAGGACGAUGACAUCUACAACAGGCUGGCCUCCAAAGGAAUGACCAUCUCCAGACCCAGUGGAGACAUAGGGAAAUGUCGCAUGAUUCGGCACAACAGAGACAAGCAGAACGACCCAAACCCUCAGAGGUUUGAUCGGAUCGCCCACACCAAAGAGACGAUGAACAAAGAUGGCAUCAACUCUCUGAGCUACAAGCUGAUGAGCGUGGAGAAGCUUGACCUGUUCACCAAGAUCACCGUGGAUGUGGGCAAGCCCUGAGCAGUAGAGCAGGAGUGAUGGGACAGGAUGGAACACUGAGCCUUUAAUACCACAUGCUGACAAUGACACUUGAAGCUUUAAGUUGCAGUUCUGGUUCUCCUGAACUGGACUUCUAUUGUCCUUGUUGUUGCACAGACUGACAAAUCCUUUAGAACUUUUCUCUGACUGGUCAGCUGGAACUAAUCAGAUGCUGCUGCAGCACAUCCUGAAAAUGACAGAAACUUUCAAAUCAUUGGACCUUGAGAAUCACAUGGUUGGUGGAGGGUUGUGGGAAAUAGAUAUGGUGAGGUUAGACCUGGUCUGGUUCUGGAUGGGACCAGCUGCUUCCUGGUUUCUGAUCUUGGCAGAAUCCUCAAAAUCUGUUAGCAUGCUGAGCAUUUAACUGAUUGGAAAAAUUAGGAUUUAAGUUCAGGACUGUUGUCUGGAUAGAAAAUUUUGCUCCAUAUUUGUGAAGUGAACAGGUCUUGGACCAUUGUGGUUCUGCUCUUAUUCUCCUGACAAACAGAUCACCGUUUUGAUUCUUAAAAAAAUCUGGUCCUUACCAGCUCUAGCACAGAUCUCUGAUCCAUGACAACUCGGCUGGAAUUUGGUUUUUCUGAGGAUAAAAAUGUUUUUAUUUUUUAGAAUUUUCCAACAAAAAAAAAUUCUGAUAAGGCAUUGAUAAUUUGUUCAGAUGUGGUUAACAAACUGGAUCAGUGAGCUAAUUAUCAACAAAUUCAAAAUCCAGUUUGAAAACCAGAUCAGGAACCAAUUACCAAACCGAAUAAGGAACUGGAUCUAACUGGUUAAUCUUCAGCUUCAGUUCAGAGCCAGAUUUAAACUUUAGACUGAGUGUGCACGUUUUCUUAUCGGCGGUCAGUUUAAACCAGGGAACAAUAAUUCUAAUCCUAGUCCAGUUCCUGGUGGAUCUCCGAGUGACUGAUGGUUGGAUUCUCCAGAACACCAGCAGGAUAAUUAUGAUUAUCAAGAUAGUUUAUUGAUUUUUGAUUAAGUGGCCUUAAUACAGCUGUUGGUACCAAAUACUUUAUUGAUCUUGUGACUUCAGUUGGCUGAACGAGCUUGUCUGAUUAUCGACGGCAGAUAUCAAUCAGUGUGUGUGUGCGUGCGUGCUCUCUGAAUGUCUACUGGUCAAUUCUGUUUCCGUGUUUAGCUGCAGACCAAAACUGUGUGAAACAAUUGCCUAUAAUGUGCCUUAAAGUCUACCAGUAGCAACUGGUCCUGAUGAUAAAUAUAAAAGCUAAGUGUU